GCCUCUUUCUUCUCUCUUGGGAUUAAGAUUUGAGCCCUAAAUAAUUUCUGUGCUUCUUCUUCUUCUCCAUCUCAAGUCUCCGAUCGUCGACUUUUUCGCCAUGUUAUUUGUGCACAAGGACGCCUCCGCCCGCCGACGAUUUCCCUUCUUCGCUUCGUCUCCGCCGAAGUCGCCUCCGGGGUCCUUAGCUCGCCCCUUCGAAGACACAGUCGCCGCCCGCCUCGCAGAUCUGCUCCGCGAUGCCUCCUCCCUCUCCUGGCUCGCUCGCGCCGUCCGCGUCCUCGCCCUCAUCCUCGACGACGCCGCCGCCCUCCUGGCUGACUCCUCCGCUUCCUCCUCUGACCUUGCCACUCUCGCUUGCUACCUUGACUCCGGCGUCGUCCUCCUCGACAUCUGCAACGCCGCCUCCGCCGAGAUCGACCGCCUCCUGCGCCGCCGCCUCCACCUCCGCUUUGCCAUCCACGCCAUCGCCACCUCCGACGGCGGCCGCGACGCCGAGAGGCUACGGAAGGCGCGGGAUUCGCUGGCGGAGUGGACCGCCUGCGCCCGUCGCUCGAUCAAGCCGUCGAUCGUCGGCCUUGUGCGAUCCCUAGCCCCGGCCAACCCCCCAAGAGGAAAGAUCUCGAUCGCCCGGAGGGUGAUCUACGCGGUGGAGGCGGUUUCUUCCCUGAUCGCUGGCAUCCUGGUCGCCGUCCUAGGCGGCAGCGAGCAGCUCACCCCCGCCAGUGUCCCUUCCGACCUGCCCUGGGCGAAAGAGUACAACGACCUUGCCGCCGCGAUCUCGUGCGAGCUCGUCGGCGACAGGUUCGCCGCGGAGCUGGAUGCGGCUGAGGCCGCCGUUAAGACUUUGACGGACGUGAUCUCAACAGACGGUGACGGCGAGAAUACAGAGACGACGUUACGGAAAUACGUGGAAAGCACGGAGAAAGCCACGGGCGGAUUAACGGAAGCGUUGGAUGAGUUAUCUAACGCCGUUAACGGGCUGUUCCGCUCGGCGCUGGGUUUGAGGAACGUGACUUCGCAAGCAUUCCGUGUCGACUCCUGCAACUAAUCGAUCGGCAGAUAUGGAAAAUCAAAUAUCAAAAAUCACCCAGAAAAAAAAAAACUAGUUUUGCUAUAAUCAUGAACUGUUAUUUUCCUUUGGGUGGCCGUUAUAUUAGCAGAUAUAUUUGUGCACAAUUUUACAUGUAAACAAAUUCAUAUGCAAUAUAUUCGACUCUCGGCUCACUUGUUAA
Molecule: messenger RNA, 1235 nt
Organism: Zingiber officinale
Lineage: Eukaryota; Viridiplantae; Streptophyta; Magnoliopsida; Zingiberales; Zingiberaceae
Product: UPF0496 protein 4-like
Exons: 1
Coding region: 101-1051 (316 amino acids)
Source: RefSeq, a predicted model, not a curated record